Messenger RNA from Asparagus officinalis (garden asparagus), 761 nucleotides. RefSeq lists its product as uncharacterized. The record is from RefSeq and is a predicted model, not a curated record. NCBI's taxonomy places the organism in Eukaryota, Viridiplantae, Streptophyta, Magnoliopsida, Asparagales, Asparagaceae.
CUCUAUAUAUAUAAAACUACGCGCAGGGCCCUCUCUCAUCUUCUCGCUGCUCUCUAGUGAGAGAAACACUUCAAAGAAAAUGACCGCCAUGUCCCCGAUCUUCCCAAUGCCGGAGACUCACCAUUACAGUGACUACGGCUUCGAUGCCCAGAUCGAUUAUUUCCAGGUCCUUGAAGAGGCGAGGCGACAGACUAAACGGGCCGCGAUCGACCCGAUCCAUUUCAAGCUCUCGAAGCCCAUUUCGAAGGCCCGAGACCGGCCCAAGCCCAACAAGCGAAGGAAAUGGUGGAAGAGCGCGCUCGGCUUCCUCAAGAGCGCGAAGGGAGGCUCCUCCGGCGGGGUCACGCUUACCGCUACCGGACGGCGAGCGGACCGGUUCUGACGCCCGUGUAGUGGGAGGAGCACGCCGUGUUGUGAAGCGUUAGGUCGGCGUCAGGGCGUUACGUCAGCGGAAGUUGGGGAAGUGUUCUUGGUGCCGUAUGUAAGUUUAAGGGAUGUUAACGUCGCCGGCGGUGACCGGAUCUCGAGUCCGAUGCCUAUUUAUCUCGUUACUUGAGUCCCGUCACCGCUGACCGUUGGUCUGUUGUUUGUUUGUAUUGUGGUGAGGUUAAGAUUGGCUCACCGGAAACGAGGUUUGAGUUAGUGGGCCGGGUUGUACGAGCGUGCUGCUCUGACCGGAAAUAAGCGGGCUUUUAGGGUUGUGUUUUUUUUAAUACCUUUAGCAGGCUUUUUAAUAUUUCAUACAAAGCAAGGUUUAUUCA